AUGGACCCAAAUCCCCGCACAGCUCUGGAGCGCCAGCAGCUCCGCCUUCGAGAACGGCAGAAAUUCUUUGAAGACAUUUUACAACCAGAUACAGAAUUUGUCUUCCCCCUGUCCCACCUGCAUCUCGAAUCACAGAGACCCCCCAUAGGUAGUAUCUCAUCUAUGGAAGUGAAUGUUGACACGUUGGAGCAAGUGGAACUUAUUGAUCUCGGAGAUCAGGAUGGAGCAGAUGUGUUUUUGCCUUGUGAAGAUCCUCCACCAACACCCGAGACAGCUGGAGUGGAUGGGCAUUCAGAGGAGCUGAGCCUACCAGUGCCGACAGCAGACAGGACCACAUCCCGCACCUCCUCUUCCUCUUCCAACUCUUACAUCAACCUGCACAGUCCAAAUCCCAGUGAUGGUGGAGCAGACACACCCUUGGCACAGUCUGAUGAUGAGGAAGAAAAGGGUGAUGAAGGGGCAGAGCCUGGAACCUGCAGCUAGCACUGGGCCCCCCACCUAUAGACUGAUGAAGUUGACAAUUCACCACAUGAGAUCCAAGGUCCAGCCACAGCCUUUUGGAGAAAAACUAGACGUUUGUCUUGCAGUGGGCACCAGAGAGAACAAAGGAUGGUGGACCAGCCUGUCUCUCUGGGAAUUAACCCCUCCUGCUUUCCCACUAACCUUUCCUGCUGUACUCCUUUCACCAGUUUUUGGCUUACUCCUCAGGUAGGGCUUGAAAGUGGAGCUGGAAAAUGAGGUAGGACAGUGUGCCACUGCUUUCCUUCGCACUCAUCCCUUUUCCCAGACUGCCCUGUAGUCUUCUAAUAGAAUCUCCUACAACUGUUUCUCUAAGUGGAUAUGAACUUCUUAGCACCCUAGUGAGGUGGCAUACUAGCCAUUCUGCUACCCUCCAUCCAUUUUUGAACAGGGCAUGGUAUAAAUAAUAAAUAAUAAUACAUCAGCCAUUCCAUUUCAUUUUUCACAUUGCAAAGAUAUCAAACCCACUGUAUUUCCUUAGCACUCUUAACAGAUACCACAGCCCUGCCUUUCAUUUACUCUCAUUUACUGUGCUGGUCAUUUGGAUUACAGUUUUUGAACAACAUAGGCUGUAUCCCUGUCUUCAUGGAAUUUUACCAUAUUUCUAGGGGGAGAAAAAUCAAGUAAAUACCACAAUACACAGUGUACUAAAUAAUAUGGUGAGGGAAUACGCUGGUAUCAGAAUAUAGGAUACUUUUUUUUUUUUUCCCUCCAGGGUUAUUGCUGGCCUCGGUGCCUGCACCAUGAAUCCACUGCUCCUGGAGGCCAUUUUUCCCCUUUUGUUGCCCUAGUUGUUGCAGCCUUGUUGCGGUUAUUAUUGCCAUUGUUGACGUUGCUUUGUUGUUGGAUAGGACAGAGAGAAAUAGAGGAGGGGAAGACAGAGAGAGGGGGAGAGAAAGAUAGACACCUGCAGACCUGCUUCACCGCCUGUGAAGCGACUCCCCUGCAGGUGGGGAGCCGGGGGCUCAAACCGGGAUCCUUACGCCGGUCCCUGCGCAUUGCGCCACCGCCCGACCUCCCAGAAUAUAGGAUACUUUUAUUAACAUAGAUUAUAUUGUCACUGAAGAUUGGUUUUCAAGCUGAGAUAUAAAGGAUGAGUAGGAGUUAGAUAGGUCGGGCUAUAACACAGUAAGAAAAAGCACAUUUAAAUGGAGAGAACAUAGUCCCACAGAGCUGAAAACACCCAGCUUGGAUGAAUUUGAAGAGAUAAGACUGACAAAAAUUGGGUCAUGAAAUGCUUUGAAACUUGUAUCUCAUUUAAAUUAGACUUUCUUAGUAAGAUGUCAUUGCCUUAGUAUAAAGUUUCACAUAUAACCUCUCAUCCCCCUCCCCCAGAGUACAGGGCAAUGUGUGACUGCUUCAUAUUAGUGUUUUGUUUUUUUUUUUACCAUCCAGGUUCUUUUUUUUUUUUGCUUGUUUGUUUACUCAUCUCAGGUGCAUGGCUUUCUUAUUGUAUAGCUCAUGUAUAAGGUGGUUAUUGAAGCCCUAGCCAUCUUGUUCUUAAAACUGGCACAAGUGGUCCGGGAGGUGGUACAGUGGUUAAAGCAUUGGAUUCUCAACCAUGAGGUCCUGAAUUUGAUCCCCUGCAGCAUGUGUACCAGAGUGAUGCCUGGUUCUUUCUCUCUUCCUAUCUUUCUCAUGAGUAAAUAAAUAAAUUCUUAAAAAAAAAAAAACUGGCAUAAAGCAGAAGAAGUUGGGGAUUAGCAUAAAAGGCCCUGCUAGCUGUCUGUUCUCACUGCAAGGAGCAGUUUUUGAAUAGCAUCCACUUUCAUCUCAUUGAUCAUAAUUUGCUCACUUAGAAAAUAUUUCAUUUAAAAAAAUACUUCAUUUAUAGACAUAAGCACAAGAACACUACAAUAUUAAGAAGAAAGAAUACUCUAAGAAGAAAGAAUACAAGAGUAUUCUUUUAAUAGUAAAGUAGCCUUGUCAAGGCACUGAAUUACAAAUACAUAUGAUUUCUUUACCGCCUGUCAAACUUCUCAGAAAAACCCUGGGUUCUGAGGAGGCUGGGAUGAUCCUUGAAUUUGACUCACUACCAUCCUAAUAAAAUUGGGGUUUUGUUACUAAGGAACAAGAGACAGACAAUAGUUACGAGAUAGAUGACUAGCAAUUUACAUGUUAAGAAAUCAUGUUAAUUUUGAAUUUUAUUGGCAAUAAAGAAGGGUUAUAAUUUU
Erinaceus europaeus (western European hedgehog) is the source of this 2693-nucleotide messenger RNA. It is a transcript of the gene DBNDD2, whose product is annotated as dysbindin domain containing 2. The transcript has 3 exons. Gene Ontology annotation, cellular component: cytoplasm. The record is from RefSeq and is a predicted model, not a curated record. Lineage: Eukaryota; Metazoa; Chordata; Mammalia; Eulipotyphla; Erinaceidae. Bases 1 to 483 code for a protein of 160 amino acids. Gene Ontology annotation, biological process: negative regulation of protein kinase activity.